AAUUUCGAUGUUUUUGCGCCGUAAAUUUUUAUUUAGUGUAUGAUAAAACACGUGAAGUUUCGGUAUUGAUUCAUUAUAUUCAUUUAAUUUCCUCGUGAUCUAUUCGGUGAAUGAGGUCCGCCUUUUACGCAAGAGGAACAGGAAGUAGCUGGCAUAUAAUAGAUAGUACAAGCUCAGAAUGAUCUCCUAUUUCAAACUCGGCAUCCUUGUUACCAUAGUAGCAAUCAUACACAUACGCCAGACGUCUUCUAGCAGAAAUUUCAGAGGCAGUAAUGAAAUAUCUGACGAUCACGAACAAACGACAGAGAAGACCAAAGUUACAACCGAACAUAUUCACAUUACGACUGCAAAUACGGAAUCCUCGAAAACUACCACAAAUGGAGAAAAAACAACUACGCAUAGUAAAGUAACAACAGAACACACUGAAAUAACAACAGAACCAAGUAAAAUAACAACAGAACCUAGCAAAAUAACAACAGAACCAAGUAAAAUAACAACAGAACCUAGCAAAAUAACAACAGAGCAUAGUAAAAUAACAACAGAACCCACUGGGAUAACAACGGAGCCUAGUAAAAUAACCACAGAACCAAGUAAAAUAACAACUAAACCUACUGAAAUAACAACAGAGCCUAGUAAAAUGACCACAGAGCCAAGUGAAAUAACAACAGAACCUCCUACUGAAAUAACAACAGAGCCUAGUACAAUUACAACAGAUCAUCACAAAGUGACGACUCAAACUGUUUAUCCGACAACAGGAGAAAGCAACGGGACGACAUCUUCAAUACCUGUCACCACGGAAACGACAGCAGAGAGUACACCUUCACCUACAAAACCAACUACGGCACCAACAAAGAAGCCGACCACUGAACCACAUACUGCAAAACCUUCUUCAAAACACAGGAAGUUUGAUGGCGUGUCGUUUGUUGGUGGAAUAAUUCUCGGUUUAGGCGUGGCGGCAUUAGUCGUUCUGAUAAUAUUUUUAGUUCGUUAUUGCAAGAACAAAAGGGAGGGAUAUUCGUCAAUUUAAUGGAAGUGGUGCCAAUACAGGAGUUAGAUAUGUAUACUUUGAUGAAAUGUUUGCAGUAUAUCUUGAUGGAUGUUAUACUCAUUACACUGUUAAACUUGUUAUAUGUUUUAUAACAAGUUGGAAUUCAUUUUUAAUUCAAUACAAAUCUUAAUGUCAAAAUUCAGAAUAGUGUAAUUACCGCAUAAUUUAGCCGCGCGCCUUCGAAAACUGUUGGUAAAAUAUCGUCGGAUCAGCUCGAUUACUUUUUUGGCCUUCGAAAUGUACUAGUCAAAGUCCCAUUAGCUCGAUCGCUUUUUCGGCCUUCGAAAAGUGCUAGUCAAACUCACAUCAGCACGAUUACAUUUUCUGAUUCUUAGCUGUACGAAUAAAUGAAUGUUCUAGGCGUACAUGCACGUGCCUUGCAACCUAAGCCUCUAUUGUUGUUACCUUGUGGGCAAUAGGUCUGAUGUCUCCUUGAUAUGAAGACAUGGUCCAUAUCAAUUUGUUUUGAAAUAGGUAUUGAUAUCUGUGUUAAAUAUUAUGAAUAUUUCUUUACAAAAUAUAUUCUGUCAUAGUCUAAACACUAAUGUGCGUGCUGUACACCAAUGUUGCAAUACCGGCCAGAUAGCGUUAACAUCGGUUCGAUCCGAAACAGACAUGCAAAUUGAUAUGCAAAUGAUAUCGAUCCGUUGAGGUAGAUAUAGGUUUGCUGACUGGAUAACUAUUAUAGGAUAAAAUAUUGUUAAAUAAUUGAGGUAAUAAAGUAAUAAACUGACAUUACAGCAAUGUUUCAUUUACAGAGAUAUACGUAUUCAUUACUACACACGAUCUUCAUUACACUUUUCAUUGUACAUGUAAACACAUCAGUUCGGCUUUAGCUUCUUGGUCUGUGGAUGUUUGGUCGUCGUCUAUAAGUAUAUCCAGCGGAUGUUCUUCAGCUAUAUUCUGCUUAGUUUACAAAUGCGUGAUAAAUGUUGUUUGGUAUUUUUCUUUUUCUGUUUUUUGUUAUAAUAUUUCAUUUCCAGUUUGAACAAAUGCAUGUUCGAAUUAUGUACUCAAGAGAGUUUUGCUUGUUUAAACUAUGUUCAUUUUGAUUGGGUUGUUUGGUUUUAAUUUAUAUUUAUAGAAUUAAGUUCAUACGCAAGCAAUUGAUAAUGAAUAUAAUUAAAUUACAAAGUAUAAGUGAACAAACCAUAAUAUUACGAAGCAGAAAAGUCACAAUCUUUAAAGGCGCAUCUGCAAGGUAUUUUUUUCGGUUUCAUUUUUUUUUUUGAAAAUGUCAUUCGUUUUCAGAGGAAAUGUUUUAUGAUAGAUCGAAUCUUAAGGUUUAUAUGAAGAAGGCUUUUGUUCAUUUUCGCAAUUUGGCAAUUUUAACUGACUGAGAGUCUUUUUUUCUUACAAAUGAGCGUCGUGACAUAACAUUAUUUAUUUUACAUUUUAGAAGAUGGCGAUGUCCUAAAUCUAGGAAUUUAUUUUGAACAACACCAAUCCUGUUCAUACAUUUUUAUUAAAAUAUUGCAUGUAAAAUUGGGAAGUUUUCACUAAAAAUGCUAUUAAAUCAUUUUCAGGUGCUUUAUAUUUGUAACUCUUUAGAGCGAGAUUAAAACCAUAACUUAUGGCAUAAGCCCUUUUUUGCGUAUUUUUGCAUUUGUAAAAAUAUUAAUAUUAGCAAUAAAUUGAAAAUAACCGAUA
Messenger RNA from Mercenaria mercenaria, 2698 nucleotides. Its product is annotated as sialomucin core protein 24-like. The transcript is spliced from 2 exons. NCBI's taxonomy places the organism in Eukaryota, Metazoa, Mollusca, Bivalvia, Venerida, Veneridae. The record is from RefSeq and is a predicted model, not a curated record. The coding region runs from base 179 to 1027 and encodes 282 amino acids. Gene Ontology annotation, cellular component: cytoplasmic vesicle.